This is a messenger RNA of Mugil cephalus (flathead mullet), 2878 nucleotides long. RefSeq names its product leucine rich repeat containing 58b (gene lrrc58b). Gene Ontology annotation, molecular function: protein binding. NCBI's taxonomy places the organism in Eukaryota, Metazoa, Chordata, Actinopteri, Mugiliformes, Mugilidae. The record is from RefSeq and is a predicted model, not a curated record. The transcript is spliced from 4 exons. Bases 377 to 1435 code for a protein of 352 amino acids.
UAUGACAGAGUAGGGAAUUAGCCAAUCAGAGUGGCGGUGGGCGGAGCCUGUGUCCGGAAUUAGCCAAUCAGUGAACACGGAAGCAGAAAAUCUCACUCUAAGAACGGCUUCAUUGUAGGGACGCUGCAGCAAUCUGUGUAGUUUAAUGUAGGCUGUCGUCAGUACCAAGCCAGAGACCUACUUUUCUUUUUCUUUUCUUUUCUUUCUUUUUAGUAGAGAUGCUGUUAAAUAUUACCGGCAGGUAUGUAGACACAUGUCCGCAAGCCGUCAAUAAGUCUUGGAGCUAACACGCGCUUGCACUUAACAGCGGAAAAACUUCUGGCCGGGAUUUUCGCACAGUGCGUUUUAAUUUCACGCUAAAAAAAAAACUGCCAACAUGGAGAUCCACGAAGGGGCAGCGGCGGUCGGCGAAGGCGUGCUCGACUUUUCCCACUUGAGUUUGAACACUUUGAACGUUGACAAUGUCAGCAACGAGAGGAAGAGGGACACCAGGCAGCUCUACCUGAACUACAACCGACUCCACUCGCUGCCCUCGUCGCUCGGCGUUUUCUGCAACCUCGAGUUUUUGGACAUCAGCAACAACGGACUGUCGGCCAUCUGCGAGGGCGUUACGAGGCUGACCAAGCUGAAAACUCUCCUCGCCAAGAACAACCGGCUGGACGAGUUCUCGCUGCCCAAGGACUUUGGUUCCCUGCCCCUGGAGGUGUUGAACUUCAGCGGGAACCGAUUUGAGGAGAUUCCGCUCCAGUGCACGAAACUGCUGCGUCUACAGUCGCUUUCACUGGGUGGGAACAGACUGAAAAGUAUCCCAGCGGAGAUAGAAAACCUCACCUGCUUGGAGUUGUUGUACCUGGGUGGGAACCUCAUCGAAGCCAUUCCUCCUGAAAUAGCGAACCUACCCUACCUCAGCUACCUGGUCCUAUGUGACAACCGCAUCCAAAGUGUGCCACCACAGCUCACCAGGCUCCACUCGCUACGAUCUUUAAGUCUCCACAACAACUUGCUCACUUACCUCCCCAGAGAGAUCCUCAGCCUGGUUCACCUGCAGGAGCUCAGCCUUCGAGGCAACCCGCUGGUGGUGCGCUUUGUCAAGGAGAUGACGUACGACCCCCCGUCGCUGCUGGAGCUGGCGGGUCGUACCGUUAAGAGCAGAAACAUUCCUUAUUACCCCUCUGACCUUCCCGCCAACCUGCUACGAUAUCUGGAUCUGGCCAGCAAGUGUCCCAACCCCAAGUGUGCCGGCGUGUACUUUGAUUCGUGCGUGCGCCAGAUCAAAUUCGUGGACUUCUGUGGAAAGUAUCGACUGCCUCUGAUGCACUACCUGUGCUCCCCCGAGUGCACCUCCCCCUGCAGCUCCAACCCCCAGAGCGACGCCGAGUCCGAGGACGAGAACAGCGUGCCGGCCGACCGCCUCCAGAGGGUGCUUCUGGGAUAGCACGACUCAGAGGAGCCACCGAUCCUCUGCCCAUUGUUCAAAAGAGAAGACGUUCCUCCGGAAAAUGAGUGACAGACUGCUUUGGUCUUUAAAAUAUGUUAAAUCCGUUUAGUGGAUUGUUCUACGCGAGAAAGGUUCACAUUUCAUGUCACCUUUUGACUCAUAACCCUGCUCAUCUCACCUUCAAGCACAGGAGGGCAGUAAAACCCCAGUUUGGACCGCAAAGACUGACAGACAGAGCGACACCGACCCUUUAUAUUCAGGGCUGCACACCCAGUCUGUAUAAAGACGCUUUCUGCUUUUAAUAGCUACAGCAUGUGAUUCUGCAUUUUCAGUUUGGAUGUGAACGGUUUUGCUUUUCUCCAGCUGCUGGAAACACACAGUCAUCCAAAUGGCUCUGACAAAAUAUGCAUCAAAGCUGUUAUGCUAAGAAAAAAAAAGAAGUCUGGUGGAUUGUUUAAAGUAUGAGAGCAGGAACUGUGAAAGUAGUUUUUAAACUGACGCGUGAAAUUGCCUUUUUUUUUUAUUUACACUCAAUAGUGUAACUGAUGUGUCCCACACAUUACAAAAGUAAGGUGGCAAUCUUUUAUCAGUGUUUUUGUCAUCGCACACCACCCUUGAAAGAAAUGUUGCCGUGACGGCAAAAGAACUGAGAAUAAGGGCCGUGUAUGUGGAAGAACGCUUGUCCAGGCGUAGUCACUCACAGGAAGUGGAUGUGGGUUGGACCAGGGGAAACCGUUCACUUGGUUAGCUCUGAAACAAUAGCUAUUCAGCGCGGCGCAGCAGCGGCCGUCGUGUUUAUGUUCAGAGCUGUCAGGUUUGUCUGGGCACAAACAUCCAGAUGCUACGUGAACAAUUUUUUUUUUUUGAGACCAGAUCCUUAACAACGGGAGGAUGAUGCUUGCGUUUCAGGUUACAUCUCAGCUUUCUCCUCGUGUGGAAAACUGGGCGAUCCUUUAGCAUCACAGACAAUUUGAGUCCAUUAGCGAGGAGGAGAAAUCCCCCCCUCGGCUUCACAUUAGACCCUAAUGUUUAGAAAACAGAGGAACGUUGCUUUAUGUUACACUAGCAUUUACACUAUUGCUAAGUGCCUUACUAACGGUGACUUUUAACAGAGUAAUACAAGUAUGUUUGAAUAAAGAGUUAUGAAUGCACCCUGAAAUGUGACAAAUUUUAAAAUUCAAUUUAGCAUCUAUUUUAACAGAUUUUUAUUCUCACGAAACAGACAAAUGUAACAUUUUCUAACAGAAAUGAACUUGCUUUUAUACUUUUUUCAAACACAUUUAUAAAAAACAAAAAAACAAACCUGCAGAAUAGAUGGCACUUAAGCAGAGAACAUAUUAAGAUAUUUUAAAUUUAUGUACUUACAUCCCAUUCACAUAGUGUGGGUAGACUGUACAGCAUAUAAUAACAAUAAUAAAGACUGAUUGUUAUAUCUUUAAA